Molecule: messenger RNA, 3161 nt
Organism: Bactrocera latifrons
Lineage: Eukaryota; Metazoa; Arthropoda; Insecta; Diptera; Tephritidae
Product: membrane alanyl aminopeptidase
Exons: 7
Coding region: 112-2931 (939 amino acids)
Biological process (GO): peptide catabolic process; proteolysis
Cellular component (GO): cytoplasm
Molecular function (GO): zinc ion binding; metalloaminopeptidase activity; peptide binding
Source: RefSeq, a predicted model, not a curated record
AUGCAAUUUGUCUGAAUGUUUAUAAUUGUAAUAAUUUGUGUUCAAACGGAGCGCAAAUCCAAUGUUUUUGGAAUUAUCUGAGAUAAUUAUCCUUCGUAUUAUUUUAAAAGAAUGUGGUUCAGAAUGUCCAAACUGUACCUCGCUGCCUUUUUGGUGGCAUUUUUGUGCGCUACAGCUUUUGCUGCGCCCUACGAACAGCAAGCCGAGGUGGCCGGCAGAGCAGUUGCAGCCGACGGUAACGAUUAUCGUUUGCCAACGGAAAUACUGCCAUGGAAUUAUAAGCUAAAGCUUACGCCAUACCUAUUGGAAACUGAUGGCAAUAAACGCUUCACUUUUGAUGGUGAAGUUACMAUACAAAUCAAUUCAACCAUCAAUACGAAAACAUUGAUUCUACAUACGAAAAACUUAAAUUAUACAACUAGAGAAUUAUGGUCUGAAGACGAACCCAAUACAAUAACUAAUUUGGGCGCGGGCACAUAUAACAGUGUCACCGAYAAAAUCCAAUACGAUUUGACGACAGAAUUGGUAGCGAAUAAAACGUAUUUCUUGCAUUUCGUCUAUAAUGGCACCAUGGACGAUGACAUGCAGGGUUUCUAUCGUAGUUCAUAUGUUGAUGCGGCAAAUAACACAAAAUGGAUUGGCUCUACGCAAUUCCAAACGAAUCAUGCACGCCGCGCCUUCCCCUCAUUCGACGAGCCAAAAUUCAAGGCUACCUUCGACGUGACAAUUAGACGACCCUCGACAUUGAACACCUUUGGCAACACGCGCAUUUCCAGCCAAAACACUGAUGGUAAUUAUGUGGAGGAUGUGUAUGUGCCAACACCACGUAUGUCCACUUACCUUCUCGCUUUCAUCGUGUCUGAGUUUACAGAACGCAAUAACAGUAAUUUCGGUGUAAUUGCACGACCUGAGUAUUACGAUCAGACCGAAUAUAGUUUCACUGUUGGUCAACAAAUUUUGACGGCACUCAAUGACUACAUUGGCAUUAAUUAUUACGAAAUGGGUAAUAAUAAAAUGCAUAUGGCUGCAAUUCCUGAUUUCUCUGCCGGUGCAAUGGAAAACUGGGGUCUCCUAACCUACAGAGAACGUGCCUUGCUCUACGAUAAGGACUCGACUACGCUCAGCGCUAAACAAUCGAUUGCCAGUGUGGUCGCGCACGAACAGACCCAUAUGUGGUUCGGUGAUUUGGUUACUUGCGAUUGGUGGAGUUAUACAUGGUUGAAUGAGGGUUUCGCACGCUACUUCCAAUACUUCGCCACAGCUAUGGUUGAAAAACAAUUGGGGCUAGAUCAACAAUUUAUUGUCGAUCAAGUACAAUCUGUGAUGAAUAUGGACUCAACCAAUAGCACAAAUCCGAUGAGUGAUGAAAAUACAAACACCCCAAGUGAUCUAUCCCGCAUGUUCAAUAGUAUUUCUUACAAUAAAGGCGCCAGUGUUAUACGCAUGGUCAGGCAUGCUAUUGGCGAGGAGAACUUCAAGAAAUCGCUCAACGACUAUCUGAACAAACACAAAUACACUAACACCAUUCCACCCAAUCUUCUAACCGUCUGGCUACAAUAUUGGCCAGAGGCGAGUAAAACUUAUGCUGAAAACGUCUUUAACAGCUUCACACAACAAGUCGGUUAUCCGCUCAUCACUGUCGCAUUGUCCGCUGACAAGAAGAGUUUCAGCGUUAAGCAAGAGCGUUUCCUGCUGAAAGAUCGCGAUACCGCCAACACUGAGUUACUCUACACCGUCCCAAUCUCAUAUACAACUAGCGAUGCGAAGAAUUUCGCAGACACAACACCCAAAUUYUACCUGACCGCCACAAAAACGCCACUCACAAUUAACUUAACAAACAGCGCCGACUGGAUSAUACUGAAUAUACAGGAGUCUGGAUAUUAUCGUGUCAACUAUGAUGACAGUACUUGGGAUGCCAUACAUAGGACAUUGCACUCUGCUAGCUGGGGUGGCAUUCAUGAACUUAAUCGUGCUCAAAUAGUCGAUGAUUUGCUCAAUUUGGCACGUGCUGAUAUCGUGCAAUACGACAAAGCUUUGGAGGUGCUCGAGUAUUUGGAGAGUGAAACGAAUUACCUGCCUUGGACUUCGGCCUUUAAUGGUUUCUCAUACAUAACUAUACGUCUUGGCAGCGAUACGAAACAAUUUGCCGAAUACAUACUCGAACUGACGAAAACGGCAUACGAAAAGCUCGGCUUUGUCGAGAAAACGACGGACAGCGCCUUGGAUAUCUAUACUCGUACAAAAGUGUUGUCUUGGGCCUGCAAGUUCGGCAAUGAAGAGUGUAUUAGCAAAUCAAAAGAAUAUUUUGCCACAAUUAAUACAACUGCCGUGCCUGUGAAUAUCCGUUCGGUUGUAUACUGUAAUGCUAUGCGUUACGGCACUGAAAACGACUACAAUACGUUGUUCAACAAAUUUUUGACAAGCAACUCGGCGACUGAACAAACCCUGAUACUCAGUACAUUGGGUUGUGUUAAAGAUGAAACCCUGAUUACAAAGUAUUUCAACGCUAUUGUGAGUGACGAUAUUCGCCGUCAGGAUAAAUCGAGCGCACUCAGCAGUCUAUACACCGAAAAUAAUGAGAAUGUCGGUCCAGUCUUCAAAUUAGUCACAGACAACUAUGACAAGCUAGCGGAAGCUAUGGGCAGCUACUCUUCGGUGGCCACUGUAAUCGCUAAUAUUGCCGCUCGUUUUACCACCACGACUGAGCAGCAGAGUCUGAAGACUUUCAACGAACARAACAAGGGUAAAUUCGGCAGUGCCGAGUCCACGCUUGUCGCCGCUGAAAAGACAGUGGCAGAGAAUUUAGCAUGGGCCACAAASAAAUUGGGACAAUUUAGGAGCUAUUUGGAUAACCGCAAUGCCGCUGGAACUAACUCAAUUGCCAUUCUGACGACRAUUGUUUGUGCUCUCGUUGGUCGCUACCUGCAGUAGGUUUGGUUCCUGCAUGAGCAUGCCUAUUGUUGGCGUAAAAGUAUGUAUGUACAUACAUAGAGUUGUGUACAGUAGUUCUAAAAAUUAGUUUAAAUCCAGUUGAAAAUAUGUUCUGAUUUUUAGUUUGUUUGUAAAUACAUUUGUAUAUAUGUAAGUAUGGAGUGAAAUAUGAAAUGUCAUCAAGCCAAUUUCUUGUGAUUAAAACGAAUAAAAGCUUUAUAACAAUCGUA